Branchiostoma belcheri (Belcher's lancelet) is the source of this 4642-nucleotide messenger RNA. RefSeq names its product zinc finger CCCH domain-containing protein 11A-like. The record is from RefSeq and is a predicted model, not a curated record. Gene Ontology annotation, molecular function: metal ion binding. Bases 730 to 3279 code for a protein of 849 amino acids. The transcript has 13 exons. NCBI's taxonomy places the organism in Eukaryota, Metazoa, Chordata, Leptocardii, Amphioxiformes, Branchiostomatidae.
UCACGAUUGAUUGAUGACGUCAAAGAAAACUGUGAUGUGAGACUAUUUGGGUGCGUCACUGCGGGCGGACAUGUUUUACCGUCUUUCCAGCUGUUUUUUCAACAGAUCAUUUCCACACCUAGGAUAAAUCCCGCGAUUUUAACACUAACAUUGUAUCCGGGAAGGUGUCGAGCUAGCCAGUGCAACCAUAGCCCUUUGCACCCUGCAUUUGCAUACAAAUGCCAGAGGUGCAGAUUUGGGAGGCGGAGAUAUCGUCGGACUCAUACAUGCUAAGAUGUUGCACUUGGUUCCUGCACAAAGAAGCAACAAGAAGUCCUCCAGCCAAUCAAACAAUGGCAUAGACAGUUCUGAUUGCACAGUUCUGAACUGAGCUGAGCAGCUGAUUAUGGUGCGGCAGAUUCAGGUGGACAGGAAAACAACUUGGCCAUUGUUUUUUCAGCAGGAACUGUGAGAAAGAAUCCGGCCAGAAGGAUACGUGCAUCAUCUUGUGGACUAAACACAAUCAUUACUAUUCCAAGGAAGUUUGUUCUUACUCAGGACUUGUAAGAGGAAGCUGAAAGCUGUGACUGGAUUACAGUACGGUUACAAGACAAGAACAGGAACUUUGUAGCACUUUGCCAUCUUGUGAGCAGACGUCGUGGAAUGAAGUACCAAUAACUGACAGCCACAUUUCAUUUCAGCUGGAAGGACUUCUUCAGCAGACAGCAGACAGCAGUGUACAUCCUGACCAUGGCUCAACAAGGAGACGACUGCUACUACUUCUACUACUCUACGUGUGCCAAGGGUAUGAGUUGCCCCUUCCGACACUGUGAGGCGGCACUGGGGAAUGAAGUCACGUGUUCUCUGUGGGAGCAGGGCAUGUGUUACCGACCUUACUGCAAGUUCAGGCACAUGAACAUCACCAAAGACCGCAGUAACAUCCAGUGUUACUGGGAGACCCAGCCGAGUGGCUGUCUGAAGCCACACUGUGUGUUUCUCCACUCCAAACCCAGACCUAAGGAGGCAGGCUUCACUAGUUUUCCCACUCAUACAGGAAGUGAGAUCCCUGCAGAUGUUCCACCAGCAGUUGUGAAGCUCCAGGGAACACAGACAGCAGACAAGCCUGCUGGUGUGGGCAGCCCUGCACAGGUGUCUACACCACAGGUCGCACCUGUGGUCAUCAACCCAUUUGAGGAAGCCCACUCUUCUGAUGAGUCGUCUGAGCACGGCUCUCCACGGAAACUGCCGACAACGGGCGCUGCACUCAGGGGUGUCGUCCUGACAACCAGAAAGGUCAUCUCUUCUGAACAGGAAGACAUGGGAACAAGUGAUCCACAGCAGGAGAGCGGGGUUAAAAUCAAAACUCUGCAGGAAAUCAGAAGAGAAAGGAUGCAGCAGCAGCAGCAGCCAAGCCAAGGGCUGAACACGUCCCAACUCUCACCCACCAGACAGGUCCAGGUGAAGAGUCUGGCAGAGAUCAGGAGGGGGAAACUCCUGAGUAGACUCGGAAACAAGUCUCAACAACAAGAAGACCUGGACGAAGAAGUUACAUCUCAAGAAGUGGGACAAGUUCAGGUUAAGUCGCUAGCAGACAUCAGAAAAGCAAAGCUGAUGAGUAGACUAGGUACGGCAUACCAGAAAGGUGUCAAAGCUGAAGAACAAGACAUUACGGGUCAACCUCAAGUGCAGAUAAAAACCCUCGCAGACAUCAAAAGAGAGAAACUAAAGAGGAGACUUGGGAAUCUACCACAUGAAAGUGAUGAAGUCACAACGGAGGAAAAUUUGGAAGCUCAAUCACAAGUCAAGAUAAAGACACUUGAAGAAAUUAAGCGAGAAAAACUCCUCAACAGACUUGGUAAAGUUCCCAAGGAGGCUGAGAAUGACAACAAAGAGUCUCAACAAGAGGGACCUGUCAGCAUCAAGACUUUAGAAGAGAUUAAAAGGGAAAAACUACUCCGUAGACUUGGUAAUAAAGAGAGCAUAGCAUGGAAGGAGGAAGUCAUGGGACCCACACAACAGCCAGGAAACAUACAAGUCAAAACACUAGCUGACAUCAGGAGAGAAAAGGCAUUACAUAAUCUGGGAGGAGCCGGCCAGCCAGCUAGAGAAGAUAAUAAUGGAGACAAGCUAGACUCUCCUUCAAAACUCCCUGUUUCCAAAACAGCCGAGCUUCAAGCUCCUGGUGGAGUCAAGAAGAACAAGGGAGUCAGACGAGUUGUUCUCGUGGAUCCACAAACUGUAGUAGAAAAAGCCAAAGCCGAUGCGGCCGAAAAGAAAAGCAACAACAACGUGGCCGUUAGGAAGGGAGUCAAGAGAGAGAUGCAGCUGUAUCGACCACCACGGGGCAAGGAUACAGGUCCAGUCGUGGCAGGAAAAGCUGAAACAAGCCCAACCCAGUUGUCAGCCAAGACCACAGCACAAAUGCCCCAGGCUGCAAGCAGGGCUGUGGAGAAAGUUCAGGUCACCAGGAAGUCUCCAGAGAAAGUACAAGUCUCAAGGAAGUCACCAGAGAAAGUACAAGCAUCAAGGAAGUCUCCAGAAAAGACUGCACCUAAGGUUUCUGAAGUCGCUCCCCAGCAGAUCAAGAUCAAGACGUUUGAGGAGAUUAUGCGGGAGAAGAAGCUGAGACAACAGCAGGGGAAGUCUGAGGAGCCAGAAGGCAAGGCCCCCGAGGUGUCGCCAAAACUGGCCAGAAAGUCUGCUGUGAUUAUGCAACCUCGGCCUGAACCAACCAAAGGAGAAGAACCAUCCAAGAAGGUGAAGUUAGGCCUGACUCCAGUUGGAGCCCCCCCUCAGGAACCCUCCACAGCUAGGCGAGGGAUAAAAAGACCACUGGGCAGUAGUGUUAUACCUGUGGGCAGUACCAGUAGUGUUCCACCUAUGGGCAGUAGUGUUCCACCUGCUGCCAGUGUUGCACCUGUGUCAGUGGGACAGGGAGUACCAAAGAAGCCAUCUGUCAGUACUCCCAGUCCCUCUCCAGUCACUGUCCCUGUAGAUGGACAAGUCAUUGCUGCUAAGAAGCCAAAGCUGAUCAGCACCACACCACUUACCAUUCCUAAGAAGACACCACAGCCAGUAGUUCCAGAACCACAGAAAACUCCAAGCACCACAGAUGAACUACCAACUAGUACACAACCAGAUGAGACAACAUUGGAACAGCCGCCUCUGGUCAGCAGACAGGACAGCAUGGACUUUGAUGACUUUGAGUUUGACCUUGAGGGAGAGGAGGCAGACCUGGCUGUGGGCGCUGAGGAUGACGACAGCCUCAUGGCUGAACUGGACGAGAUGCUGAACAGCUGAUCAUCAGCUUAGGACUACCAACUAAGAAACUUGAUUUUUUUAUAAAUCUUUAUGUGGUGUAUUACAAGUUGUAGACUUCAAUGAAAAAGUAGACAUUUAAGAUGUGAAUGUGUACAUAUUCUGCCAUUUUGUGCCAUGUAUUGGCUUGCCAAGUCAGUUUUUGUCGGAUCUGUCCCAAAGUCUGGUCAGCAACACAAAGAUUUUUCAGUUCUAGUAUACACUGUAUGUCUUUCCACAAUUGUUCAGCAGCUGAGCCAUAAUCGUAUCAACACUUACAAGAUAGAUAUACAACAAAACUGUCGGUAGAUGCAGGUUUAGAUGGAACAUUUUGUGUGCUUCUCAAAGUCUUCGUAGAAGCACUGAUCCAGAAUAGAUGGGAGUUUGAAGUCAUUCAACUCAACACUUCCACGAGAUGGGAAGACAUUCCUUGACAACAGUUUGGGACAGCUCAUGGCUGCUAGUAACACAACUUGAUCUGUUCUGUUCUAGUUGUGCAAGUAGUUGUCAUGUUAACUUGCCUUCAAAUAUGUUUAACCAAGCCAUUGCAGAACACUUUGUUUGUUAAUAUGUCCUGAUAGUCACUGUGCAAAUAAGUGUUGCUUAUUUCAUAUUUGCAACACACACUACAUGAAGAGAUUUGGUUACUUUUUAAAUCCUACAAACUUGGGAGUUCCAGUUAUUCAUGAACAUGUCAUUUCAAAAGCCCCAAAGUAUUUUGUUAUACUGUGUGCCCAUUUGUUAAGAAGACGUGUUGUGUUACACAAGGGGCUGAUUCAAGUCUGAAACUUGCUGUUUUAAUUCUUUCGCAAUAAUACGGAGAAAUGAUAUAUUGAUUGAUUGAACAAUCGCUUACGUUGUUUUACAAAUGGUGGCGGUCUGAGGGAAUAUGCUGCUUACAGAAACAGAGCUACCACUUGUCUCUGAUGACAUUGGUAUCCAUUAGAUGCAAUAGUUAACUUUGAUAUCCUAACCCCCUAACAGAUACUUGUAUCAUAAGAAAAAUCAUGUAUCUUGUAACUCAGUGUAUAGAGAGUGAAACACAUGUAUAUGUGUAAUAUUAGUAAGAGCUUGAUAUUUUUCUUACACAUCUCAUGAAAGAACGCAAGGGGAAUGCUGAUGUUCCCUUACUUUUUGAAGUAUCCCUGUUGUGUUACUGAAUGUACAAAUGAUUCAGAUGUCAUUCAAAGUACAUUUGUAAUCACUGCCACAUUUUUCCGUGAUAUCCAGUGUUGAUAUUUCUUUUGGCUAUAUUGUACUUAGGUAUGAGUUAACCAUCUGUAGCAUAUAUGUCUACAACACACUGUAUAAUAUAUUGUGUGCACUUGUGACUUAGAUCUAAUUGUCAAUGACCAAAUAUUGAAGA